Molecule: messenger RNA, 1716 nt
Organism: Knipowitschia caucasica
Lineage: Eukaryota; Metazoa; Chordata; Actinopteri; Gobiiformes; Gobiidae
Source: the annotation of a GenBank genome assembly
AUGGAGCAGCUGCACCCACAGAACCACAGACACUACCCCCUGUCAGUCACAACGGAACCACAGACACUGCCCUCUAUCGGUCACAACAGAACCACAGACACUGCCCUCUGUCAGUCACAACAGAAUCACAGACACUGCCCCCUGUCGGUCACAACAGACCACAGACACUGCCCUCUGCCGGUCACAACAGAACCACAGACACUGCCCUCUGUCGGUCACAACAGAACCACAGACAUUGCCCUCUGUCGGUCACAACAGAACCACAGACACUGCCCUCUGUCGGUCACAACAGAACCACAGACACUGCCCUCUGUCGGUCACAACAGAGCCACAGACACUGCCCUCUGUCGGUCACAACAGAACCACAGACACUGCCCUCUGCCGGUCACAACAGAACCACAGACACUGCCCUCUGUCAGUCACAACAGAGCCACAGACACUGCCCUCUGUCAGUCACAACAGAGCCACAGACACUGCCCUCUGUCGGUCACAACAGAACCACAGACACUGCCCUCUGUCGGUCACAACAGAACCACAGACACUGCCCUCUGUCAGUCACAACAGAGCCACAGACACUGCCCUCUGUCAGUCACAACAGAGCCACAGACACUGCCCUCUGUCGGUCACAACAGAACCACAGACACUGCCCUCUGUCAGUCACAACAGAGCCACAGACACUGCCCUCUGUCAGUCACAACAGAGCCACAGACACUGCCCUCUGUCGGUCACAACAGAACCACAGACACUGCCCUCUGUCAGUCACAACAGAGCCACAGACACUGCCCUCUGUCGGUCACAACAGAACCACAGACACUGCCCUCUGUCGGUCACAACAGAACCACAGACACUGCCCUCUGCCGGUCACAACAGAACCACAGACACUGCCCUCUGUCAGUCACAACAGAGCCACAGACACUGCCCUCUGUCGGUCACAACAGAACCACAGACACUGCCCUCUGCCGGUCACAACAGAACCACAGACACUGCCCUCUGUCGGUCACAACAGAGCCACAGACACUGCCCUCUGUCGGUCACAACAGAACCACAGACACUGCCCUCUGUCGGUCACAACAGAACCACAGACACUGCCCUCUGCCGGUCACAACAGAACCACAGACACUGCCCUCUAGGGGGUCCAGGCUGCUGAGCGGGUCUCCCUCCUCCCUGGGUCUGGACCCGUGCAGACCCUGUCCCUCGGCCGGGUGCAGGAAGCUCUGUUUGGUGACCCGCUGUUUGCCCGUCCCCCCCCCCUCCAUGGAGAAGGCCUCAGGAGCCAGAGAGGCCAGCAGCUCCAGCGAGGACGGGGCCUGUGAGGAGCAGGGAGAGGGCUGUCAGACUGCACAACGAACACACACACACCUGCACUGUGCUAUACUGAGGAACCAGAACCAGAACAACGGAUGUUACAGUCAGACAGGGGACCAGGUGGGGGACCAGGGGGUGGACCAGGAGGGGGACCAGGAAGGGGACCAGGCGGGGGACCAGGAGGGGGACCAGGAGGGGGACCAGGAGGGGGACCAGGGGGUGGACCAGGAGGGGGACCAGGAGGGGGACCAGGGGGUGGACCAGGAGGGGAACCAGGCGGGGGACCAGGCGGGGGACCAGGAGGGGGACCAGGAGGGGGACCAGGAGGAGGACCAGGAGGAGGACCAGGAGGGGGACCAGGUGGGGGACCAGGAGGGGGACCAGGUGGGGGACCAGUCCCGUCAGCAGUGA